UUUAUUUAUUUAUUUUCUCCACUUAAACAUGAUUGAACAAUCAAUAAGUUGGGUCUACCCCCUCCCCCGGGAUGGUGGGGGAAGAAGAUGUUGGACGUCAAUAUGGUUUGCCCGGCGGCUGGCGGUGGUGGUGGCGGUGGCUCAGCAGACAAACUUGGAAUACAUGUUGGUGUUAGAUGUUGAUAGAUUGGUUUGGAGCUUUAGGAAGACAGCCGGUUUGCCCACUCCUGGCGAGCCACAUGGAGGUUGGGAAGAUCCUAACACCGAGCUCCGGGGUCAUUUUGUAGGACAUUACCUGAGUGCAACAGCUUUAAUGUGGGCGAGCACUCAUAAUAAUGCUGUCAAAGAGAAAAUGAAUGCGGUAGUUUCUGCUCUCGCGGCUUGUCAGAAUAAAAUCGGUACAGGGUAUCUUUCUGCUUUCCCAGAUGAGCUUUUUGACCUAUUGGAACAUGUACAGCCUGUGUGGUCACCAUACUACACUAUUCACAAGAUAUUGGCAGGUCUGUUGGACCAAUACACAUUAGCGGGUAAUGAUCAAGCUCUGAAAAUGAUGAUUCGCAUGGUGGAAUACUUUUUUAAGCGUGUGCAAAAUGUGAUAUCAAAUUAUAGUAUAGAAAGACACUAUCAAACACUAAAUAUAGAAGUUGGUGCCAUGAGUGAUGUCCUUUAUGAGUUAUACAGCAUAACGCAUGAUCAAAAGCAUUUAUUGUUGGCUCAUCUUUUUGACAAACCCUGUUUCCUAGGAAUCCUGGCAGUAAAGGCUGAUGAUAUAGGUGGUUUUCAUGCUAACACACAUCUUGCACAUGUUAUUGGAGCUCAAAGGCGGUAUGAAGUUACUGGUGAUCCACUUUACAGGGACAUGACAACAUUUUUCAUGGAUAUUCUCAACUCUUCUCACACCUAUGCAACUGGAGGGACAUCACGUGGCGAGUUCUGGACUGACCCAAAGCGACUGGCAACUUCUCUGAGCACGGAAACUGAAGAAUCAUGUGCAACUUAUAACAUGCUAAAGAUCGCACGCAACCUGUUUAGAUGGACCAAAGAUAUCAAAUAUGCAGAUUAUUACGAGCGAGCUCUGACCAAUGGUGUGCUGGGCAUCCAAAGGGGAAAGGAUCCAGGAGCAAUGAUCUAUACGCUGCCACUAUGCCAUGGAUGUUCUAAGGGCAAAAGCUUGCAUGGAUGGGGAACAAAGUACGAGUCUUUUGUCUGCUGCCAGGGGACAGGACUCGAGUCAUUCUCGAAGUUAGGAGAUUCGAUAUACUUUGAAGAAGAGGGGAAAGCUCCGGGGCUUUACAUCAUCCAGUACAUAUCAAGCACAGUUGAUUGGAAAUCUGGGAAGAUUUUGAUAAAUCAGGCUGUAAAACCUGUUGUUUCUUGGGAUUCUCGUCUUCAAGUGACAAUAACAAUCUCCUUGAAGGAGAAAGGGGCAAGCCAAUCAUCUACUAUAAAUUUGCGAAUUCCAAAUUGGGCACCGGCAAAUGGUGUUAAGGCAACUUUAAAUGGCCAGGGUUUGCCUCAACCAACUCCAGGUAAAUUUCUAUCAGUCACUAGACAAUGGAAUUCUGGUGACAAAAUCACUCUUGAACUGCCCCUCAGACUUAGAACCGAGGCCAUUAAAGAUGAAAGGUCUAAAUUUGCCAGCAUUCAGGCAAUUCUUUAUGGCCCCUACCUUCUAGCUGGUAUGACAAGAAAAGACUGGAAAAUUAAAACAGGAAAAUCUAAGUUCCUCUCGGACUGGAUUACUCCAAUUCCGGCAGCAUAUCAUUCUAAUUUAAUUUCCCUUUCCCAUGGUUCUGGGAAGUCAGCGCUUUUAUUAACAAACUUAGUCCAACAUAUAAGCAUGGAGUCCUUUCCUUCGCCCGGCACUGACAAAUCUUUACGGACCACUUUUAGACUCGUCUUAAAGGACUCAGCUACUGGUUCCCUGAAAUGUUUUGCACCAAAAGAUGCUAUUGGGAAAUUGGUCAUGCUAGAACCAAUUAAUUUUCCAGGCAUGGUUGUGGCGCACCAAGGAACUAAUAGAAACCUUAUAGUUGCAGCUCCAGACAAUAAUAAUUCUGUUUUCCACUUGGUUGCCGGAUUGAAUGGGAAGCCCGGAACAGUUUCAUUAGAGUCUGGUAGCCAGAAGGGUUGCUUUGUGUAUUAUGGGGUUACUGGGGGGAAAUAUAGCGCUGUUAGAACCAUCAAGCUCCAAUGCCAAUCUGCUGGGGCACCACCAGAUGCUGGAUUUAAGGAGGCAGUCAGCUUUGUGCUGAAUAACGGAACAAGUUCGUAUCAUCCUAUCAGUUUUGUGGCAAAAGGGACCAAUAGGAAUUUCCUUUUGACUCCAUUUUACAACUUCAUAGAUGAAUCUUAUACACCAUACUUCAACAUCACAGUUUAAAAAACUUCAACAAUGGUUGAAGCGAUAGUCUGAUAAGAAUUUUCUGUUGCUCUGCUUCUGUAAGGUGUCAAGUGGCAAUUUCGCUUUAUAAUGCCUAUUCAAUUGCUUAUGUACAUUGGCCAAGUUGUACAGCUUAUCAGCUUAAAGGUUGGUUUUAAAGCUUGUCUCUCGAUAUAAUUUUGUUUAUCUUAUUCUACUGGUUGCUAAUUAACUACCACCAGCCUUGUGUUCAAUUGUUCCAAAUAGGUUUCCUAUAUGAAAUUAUAGUCCACGAGGUUUGUCAAUAUUUCACAGACUCCCUCUACAUUUCAUAAUCCCACGUACUUCCCUUCUAGUGUGUUAUUUCAUUGUUUUGCCCAUAAAAU
Cornus florida is the source of this 2748-nucleotide messenger RNA. RefSeq lists its product as uncharacterized. The record is from RefSeq and is a predicted model, not a curated record. Gene Ontology annotation, biological process: L-arabinose metabolic process. Gene Ontology annotation, molecular function: alpha-L-arabinofuranosidase activity. The coding region runs from base 29 to 2383 and encodes 784 amino acids. The transcript has 13 exons. NCBI's taxonomy places the organism in Eukaryota, Viridiplantae, Streptophyta, Magnoliopsida, Cornales, Cornaceae.